GCAGCAUUCACUCUCCUCCUGGGCCCUUUCACCUUCUUCAAUGUACAGAAGACAAAAUAUCUUCAAAUCAUGACGUCCCUCAUGAGAUGGAUAGCUUUCAUCCUCAUGAUUAUUCUGGCCCUCAUCCGCAUCAGCAGAGGCCAAGCUGAAGGUCACCCGUCCAUGGCCCAGCUGUCGGGCAUCCGCAAUCUCUUUGGGGUGUGCGUCUACUCCUUCAUGUGCCAGCACUCCCUGCCAUCCCUCAUCACGCCCAUCUCCAAGAAGAAGCACGUCAACAAGCUCGUGCUGCUCGAUUACAUCCUGAUCCUGGCGUUCUACAGCCUCCUCUCCUUCACUGCCAUUUACUGCUUCCGCAACGACACCCUCAUGGACAUGUACACACUCAACUUCACCAACUGUGAGAUCAUCGACGUUGCCUUCAUCCGCUACUUCCUGGGCCUCUUCCCCGUCUUCACCAUCAGCACCAACUUCCCCAUCAUCGCGGUGACCCUGCGCAACAACUGGAAGACCCUUUUCCACAGGGAAGGGGGGACCUACCCGUGGGUGGUGGACAGGAUCGUCUUUCCCACCAUCACGCUGAUUCCCCCAGUGCUGGUGGCUUUCUGCACCCACGACCUGGAGUCGCUGGUGGGGAUCACGGGAGCCUACGCGGGGAGCGGGAUCCAGUACCUGGUCCCGGCGUUCCUGGCGUACUGCAGCCGCAAGGACACGCAGCUGGUCUUCGGCAGCGGGGCGGUGAACAAGCACCUCUCCCCUUUCCGACACACCUUCUGGAUCCUCUUCGUGCUCCUGUGGGGCUUUUCUUGCUUCGUGUUCGUGACUGCAAACAUUGUCCUGAGCGAGUCAAAGCUCUGA
Messenger RNA from Merops nubicus (carmine bee-eater), 855 nucleotides. Its product is annotated as transmembrane protein 104. The record is from RefSeq and is a predicted model, not a curated record. The annotation marks the transcript as partial. The transcript is spliced from 2 exons. Lineage: Eukaryota; Metazoa; Chordata; Aves; Coraciiformes; Meropidae.